GUUCGGCUGGCGCCUAGUAGAACCUGGCUAAGCAAACUGAACGAGCGUGCUCGCUCGCAUACUCCCUUUUAAAGACGUUUGCUUGAAAAGGGGAAGAGCGGAAAUAGUGCUGGUAAUACUCAAGUACGGCGAAACAAGGAAGUGACGACGACACCCAAGCAAGGAAGAGGCGCGCUGUAGAAAUAAUAUGGUGUUCACAGAGAGACACUUGACUGGCGAGAAAAUGGAAAAUGGCCCGGUAUCUACUAAAUUCACUUUACCUAGCAACACAUAUAAAAGGAGAGUGAAGGGAGAAGAUAGUCAGUGCGACCACUCAACAGAGAAGGAACAACGGAGGGGGGUGUAUGCCAUGCUGGUUCAACAAAUGCGCCCAAUUGAUGAGGAGCAACAUUUUGUGUACUUAAGGAUGAAUUGGCCUUUACAUGCUAGUCUUUAUAUGAUGCAAGGGCUGGAAUCGUAGAGGUGCAGGUACCUCCUCGACCAAGCGACGCUGCAAGUUGUUGUCGUUCGCCAUUUUGAAUCCACACUGAGUUGCGGCUGAAUCGAGAAGAAGAAGAGCCUCGAUUUACCCUUACAUUUGACGAAUCACAAAUGAAGGGGCGUAGACUUCGGCUCCCGAAGUUCGACUUUGCUCAAGAAUAAAUGACGUGUGCACGAACAGCCAGGAAAAAAACCUUGCCGAAGACCAAAACCGUUUGUUUCGGAUGGAAGCAUGCGGAUGCCUUAAAGGGUGACAUCACACAGAAGGGCUAUGAGAAGAAACGAGCCAGGCUGCUGGCCCCUUUCCUCCCUCAGAUCACCAGUGUGGAUCUGCCUCUCCCAGACGUCCAGCAGCAGUCGUCCUCCGGCCCUACCAGUGGUGAGCCCAGCCCUGCCAGUUCUGACCGUAGCCCUGCCAGUCCUGAGGCCUCUGGUCCCUCUUCUUCCUCUGGGGGCCGCAGAAACCGCAGCGGGGGGGCAAGGGAUGACCGCUACAGAUCAGAUAUCCACACGGAGGCGGUACAGGCAGCGUUGGCCAAACACAAGGAGGAGAAGAUGGCACUGCCCAUGCCCACCAAGCGCCGCUCAGCCUUCGUCCAGUCACCCGUAGACAACUGCACCCCUCCAGACACAUCGUCAGCGUCUGAGGAUGAAGGCUCUCUGCGUCGCCAGGCGACUCUGAGUGCAGCACUGGCCCAGAGUCUCCAGAGCCCAGACUACUGGAUCAACCGCUCAGUGCAGAGCUCCUCCACCUCCUCCUCCGCCUCCUCCACCCUGUCCCACGGGGAAAAUAAGACUCAGACGCAACCGCAGCCACAGCCCACCUCAGCACUGGCCGACAUACUGGCAAGCACACGCAUAGAGAACAGUGUCCCCCCAGAUGUGACGUCCUACACCCCUGAGAGGGGUUCAAGGGUGGAGUCCAGGGUGGACCUGCCCCCCAAUGCUAUGACCAGGGGGAUGCCCCGAGGACAGAGCCGCACCAGCAUGCUGGAUACCACCGCUGACGGAAAGCGAAAAGGUGUGCCAGUGAACAGCCGUGUUUCCACUAAGAUCCAGCAGCUGCUGAACACUCUGAAGCGGCCCAAGAGACAAGCGCUCAGUGAGUUCUUCCUGGAUGACUCCGAGGAGAUCGUAGAGGUGCCCCAGCCAGACCCCAACACCCCCAGGCCAGAGGGCCGUCAGAUCAUCCCAGUGAAGGGGGAGCCCCUGGGGGUGGUCAGUAACUGGCCCCCGGCCCUUCAGGCAGCCCUGGCACGUUGGGGAGCCACACAGGCCAAGAGUCCCGCUCUCACCGCCCUGGACGUUACCGGGAAACCCCUCUAUACGCUGACAUACGGUAAACUGUGGAGCCGCAGUCUGAAGCUGGCCUACACUCUGUUGAACAAACUGGGCACCAAGAACGAGCCUGUCCUGAGACCUGGAGAUAGGGUGGCGCUGGUGUACCCCAACAGUGACCCUGCUAUGUUCUGGGUGGCCUUCUAUGGCUGUCUCCUAGCAGAGGUCAUCCCUGUACCCAUAGAGGUACCACUGUCUAGACAGGACGCAGGCAGUCUUCAGAUUGGCUUCCUAUUGGGCAGCUGUGGGGUAGGCCUGGCCCUGACUAGCGAGAUCUGUCUCAAAGGACUGCCCAAGACACCCCAGGGAGAGAUCAUGCAGUUCAAAGGUUGGCCCCGUAUGAAGUGGGUUGUGACAGACACCAAGUACCUGACCAAGCCCUCUAAAGACUGGCAGCCCCACAUCCCCACCGCCAACACAGACACAGCUUACAUCGAGUACAAGGCCAGUAAAGAGGGCACAGUGAUGGGAGUAGCCGUGUCUAAAAUAGCCUUGCUGACACACUGCCAGGCCCUGACACAGGCCUGCAACUACUGUGAAGGAGAAACAUUGGUCAACGUGCUAGAUUGUAAGAAGGACAUGGGUUUGUGGCACGGGGUGUUAACCAGUGUGAUGAACAGGAUCCACACCAUCACUGUACCCUACGCUGUCAUGAAGGCCUGUCCCAUGUCCUGGGUGCAGAGGGUCCACAUACACAAAGCACGUGUCGCCUUGGUGAAGUGUCGUGACCUCCACUGGGCUAUGAUGGCUCACAGGGACCAGAGAGACACCAACCUGUCCUCCAUACGCAUGCUCAUAGUAGCCGAUGGAGCCAACCCCUGGUCCGUGUCGUCGUGCGACGCCUUCCUCAACGUGUUCCAGUCUCACGGGUUAAAGCCGGAGGUCAUCUGCCCCUGUGCCUCCUCUCCUGAAGCCCUCACUGUGGCUAUCCGCAGGCCUGGUGCCCGUGGUGCAGCCCUCCCAGCCAGAGCCAUCCUGUCCAUGGGCGGUCUGAGUCACGGGGUCAUCAGGGUCAACACAGAGGAUAAAAACUCUGCCCUCACUGUACAGGACGUGGGCCAUGUCAUGCCUGGAGCUCUGAUGUGUAUCGUGAAGCCAGACGGCCCUCCGCAGCUCUGUAAGACAGAUGAGAUCGGAGAGAUAGUGUUGAACUCCAGGGCUGGCGGAACCAUGUACUACGGCCUACCUGGAGUCACCAAGAACACCUUCGAGGUGAUUCCCGUGAACCAGGCUGGAGCUCCGUUAGGAGAGAUCCUCUUCACUAGGACUGGCCUGCUGGGCUUUGUAGGGCCGGGCAGUCUGGUCUUUGUAGUGGGAAAGAACGAGGGGCUCCUGACGGUCAGUGGUAGACGACACAAUGCUGAUGACCUGGUGGCCACCGCCCUGGCCGUGGAGCCUGUUAAAACUGUCUACAGGGGGAGGAUCGCUGUGUUUUCAGUGACCGUGUUCUAUGAUGAGAGGAUAGUGAUCGUAGCAGAGCAGAGGCCUGACGCCAGUGAAGAGGACAGCUUCCAGUGGAUGAGCCGAGUACUACAGGCCAUAGACAGUAUUCAUCAGGUGGGUUUGUACUGUCUGGCCCUGGUUCCGGCCAACACGUUACCCAAGACCCCGCUGGGAGGGAUCCACAUCUCUGAGACCAAACAGAACUUCCUAGAGGGGAACCUGCACCCCUGUAACAUCCUCCUCUGUCCACACACCUGCGUCACCAACCUGCCCAAACCACGACAGAAACAGCCAGUUGGUGUGGGCCCGGCCUCUAUCAUGGUUGGUAACCUGGUAGCGGGGAAGAGGAUGGCCCAGGCUGCAGGCAGAGAGCUGGGAGUGCUGGAGGAAGAGGGCCUGGUCAGGAAGCUCUGUUCUUGGCCCACCAUGAUGCACCAGUUUCUGUCUGAAGCCUUACAGUGGAGAGCCCAGACCGACCCUGACCACGUCCUCUAUGUGCUGCUCAACGCUAAGGGGGUAGCGGUGUGCACGGCCACAUGUAGUCAGCUGCAUAAGAGAGCAGAGAAGAUAACCUCAGCCCUGAUGGAGAGAGGAGGCCUCAACACUGGAGACAACGUAGUGCUGUUAUACCCUCCUGGCAUUGAUCUGAUAGCUGCCUUCUAUGGCUGUCUGUACGCGGGGGUGAUCCCUGUAACAGUGCGGCCCCCUCACCCCCAGAACCUGGCUGCUACCCUGCCCACAGUCCGCAUGAUCAUCGACGUGAGUAAAGCAGCCUGUAUCCUAACCACCCAGCCCCUUAUGAGGAUCCUCCGGUCCAGAGAGGCUGCUGCCAGCGUCAACGUCAAGACCUGGCCCACUAUCAUAGACACAGACGACCUCCCCAGGAGGCGGCCCCCCCAGCUCUACAAGCCCCCCACAGCAGAGAUGCUGGCCUACCUGGACUUCAGUGUUUCCACCACAGGCAUGCUGACCGGGGUCAAGAUGUCCCACUCGGCGGUCAGUACUCUGUGUCGCUCCAUCAAGCUACAGUGUGAGCUCUACUCCUCGCGCCAAAUAGCCAUCUGUCUGGACCCCUACUGCGGCCUGGGCUUUGUACAGUGGUGCCUCUCCAGUGUCUACUCAGGUCACCAGUCCAUCCUGAUCCCUCCUAUGGAGUUGGAGCUGUCCUUGCCUCUGUGGCUGAGCACCCUGAGCCAGUACAAGAUCAGAGACACCUUCUGUUCCUACUCUGUCAUGGAGCUCUGCACCAAGGGCCUGGGAACGCAGACUGACGCACUCAAGGCACGGGGUGUGAAUCUGUCGUGUGUGAGGAGCUGUGUGGUGAUAGCAGAGGAGCGUCCCCGGCUGGCACUGACCCAGUCCUUCUCCAAGCUGUUUAAAGACCUGGGUCUCUCCCCUCGCGCGGUCAGCACAGCCUUCGGAUCUAGGGUCAACCUAGCCAUCUGCCUACAGGGAACUGCUGGACCAGACCCCUCCACCGUCUAUGUAGACAUGAAGUCCCUCCGCCAUGACAGGGUGAGGUUGGUGGAGCGAGGUGCCCCCCAGAGUCUUUCACUCAUGGAGUCAGGCACUAUUCUUCCAGGGGUGAGGGUGAUCAUCGUGAACCCGGAGACCAGGGGACCGCUGGGGGAUUCCCAUCUUGGAGAGAUCUGGGUUCAGAGUCCCCACAGUUCCAGUGGCUACUACACCAUCUAUGGAGAGGAGAGCUUGCAGGCGGACCACUUCAACACGCGGCUGAGCUUCGGGGAGCCCCACACCCUGUGGGCCAGGACGGGAUACCUGGGCUUUGUUAAGAGGACCGAGCUACUAGGGUCCACCGGAGAUCGGCAUGACGCCCUGUUUGUGGUGGGCCAGUUGGAUGAGACGUUGGAGCUCAGGGGGCUUCGCUACCACCCCAUCGACAUCGAGACCUCUGUGUCCCGGGCACACCGCAGCAUCGCUGAGAGUGCUGUGUUCACAUGGACCAACCUCCUGGUGGUAGUGGCUGAGCUGGCCGGGUCGGAGCAGGAGGCCCUGGACUUGGUGCCUCUGGUGACCAAUGUAGUUCUGGAGGAGCACCACCUGAUUGUGGGCGUGGUGGUCGUCGUGGACCCGGGCGUCAUCCCCAUCAACUCCCGGGGAGAGAAGCAGAGGAUGCACCUCCGGGACUCGUUCCUGGCCGACCAGCUGGACCCCAUCUACGUGGCCUAUAACAUGUGAGAUGUGAGGAGGAGGGCCAAGCCCCAGACACACUGGGGUGAAGGCUGACUAUGGGGGUCCACUGGGGUGAAGGCUGACUAUGGGGGUCCACUGGGAUGAAGGCUGACUAUGGGGGUCCACUGGGAUGAAGGCUGACUAUGGGGGUCCACUGGGGUGAAGGCUUACUAUGGGGGUCCACUGGAGUGAAGGCUGGCUAUGGGGGUCCACUGUGGUGAAGGCUGACUAUGUGGGUCCACUGGGGUAAAGGCUGACUAUGUGGGUCCACUGGGGUGAAGGCUGGCUAUGCGGGUCCACUGGAGUGAAGGCUGACUAUGGGGGUCCACUGGAGUGAAGGCUGGCUAUGCGGGUCCACUGGAGUGAAGGCUGUCUAUGGGGGUCCACUGGGGUGGAGGCGAGGGUGUGUAGAGGCUCUAAGAAUGAGUUGGACAGAGAGAGAGGCGGGGGUGUGGGAUGGACUGCUCCUCCUGAGAACGGACCUCUCACAUUCACUCAUCUGUCAGUGGGACAGCGUGGCAGAACAGGAGUGGCGAUGGUGAAUGGGCUUGGACUUAGUUUAGCCACCCUGUUACAGUGUCUUCUGCCUAAGUGCGUGCUCUCGCCAGAGUCUACUAUGUUUAUUGAGUUUUUCGGUGGGAGUGAAGCUACAGCAUGUCCGUUUGCAUGAGGUUGAGCUGCUUCUUACUGGUGCUUAUCCAACCACUCCCCACCUCUCUCUGACAGAGGAAGAAUAGGAUUGGUUACUUCUCUUUGAUUGACAUUUAGGUCCACCUGUCAAGGAGACGUUUGCCAAUACCCUCAUCCACUGUCUCUCCCGACUGCUCCGAUCAAUGAUUUUAUCCCCAGAAAUAAUGAUUUUUGUGCAUCUUGUUUUACAGAGGAAGACAAAAACUGUAGAGAUUUGUUUAUCGUCUCAAUCCAUUCCAUGGUUUGUUUUUAGUUCAGCCUGUACCUUGCUCUCUCCUUUCUCCUGAGGGAUCCACAGUCCGUCAUGUUUGUCAGGAUGGGACCGUGGAGCCAAUGAGACGAGCUGGAAGCUCCCCCCCAUGCACUUUAACUUUUCCUUGUCCUUCCAUAAUCUGUCCUGUCUCUCCUAGCCUGGUCUCAGAUCUGUUUGUGCUGUCUUGCCAACUCCUCAUGUGACAAUGACCGUAGGAGUUGGAAAGCCAGUGCAAACAGAUCUGAGACCAGGCUUGGCGUGUGUCCCAAAUGGCACCCUAUUCCCUAUAUAGUGCAUAUAUGUCUCCUGGGUAGUCGAUGUGAAACUGACUUCCUCUAACCACCAUUUUUCAUGAUACAAUUCAGAUCAACAACUAUUCAAACAAUACAAUACCGCCAGCAAGUACAGCUCACUUCAGGCCAAAAGAGGCCUGCACUUCUAUAGCUGCACUUACAUUCCGAGCUGCGAUCGAUCGGUCAUCUUACGUUUCUGUCCCACACAUCUCUAGCUUUGUUUUAACGGCUCACUGCUAUGUUACAAGCUUUCAGACUUGCUGGAAGAAAUCACUUUUAAAACCCACUUUGAAUUGGUAUGGAACGAAAAAGGAUGUGCAACAAACAUAUCAGCAGCAAACGGAAACAACAAAACGGACAAGCUGUUUAAGUCCUUGGAUGUAUGAGCGGGAAUGACAGUGAUCUUAUCGAUCAUGUAAAGAAAAGGAACUCCUGUUUAACUGUAACGCUAUUCAAUGGGCUUGCGGUUAUAUGUCUGUGCAGCCACAAGACAAGGUAAACUAGUGUAGAUGUUUACCUUUAAAUAUCUGUAUUCACUAUAGUGCACCAUACAGUAAUGAAUUGUAAAUAAUCAUUAUUUAAAUAUCAAGCAAACACAAUACCGGUAAUAUGGAACAAUAAGAUUGACUUCUGAUUAUCUUAUUGGCUGAUAUCACGGAGGCUCCUAUACCGAGUCACUAUAUCUUAGCUUGAAUAAGUAUCAGUCAGUCAGUCGACUGCUAGCCUUCGUCACAGGCUUUCAACAAACGAAGCCUGGCGUCCAACAAGCGAAGCCUGGCGUCCAAGGCUAGUCAAUUGCUAAGCUUGUUUCUUCGUUCUGUACUGUCCAUUGAGCCACAAAGGGCAUCUUCGACUCUGACUAACUUCACGAGGCUACAUCGGGGUUAUCAGGAGACUGCUGCCCUGUGCCUUUCUGUUGUGUUAACAUGAAACGUAACAUCUUCAUAAAUCAACGACUUGGUGUAUUACCAAAACAGUUUGCAGUGGGUAUAAGAUGAGAACAAAUUCUUGCCUUAUAAAACCUGUGGAACUUUUAACAUUUUUUGUUUUGAUUUGUCAAAGGCUUUCAUUUUAUUGCUGUGCUUGUGAUGAAUAGAAAAGGGAUUGCAGAGGGUAAGGUUGAGAUGUUGACUGUAUAGCAUAGUGUAUAUUUUAGAGGUCAAAAACUGUAUAACUGGUGUUACUGUGUACAUUGACAUGAUGAACUUAUUCUUUACGUUGAUAAAACUUGACUGAUCUUUCAUACUUGACAGCCAAUUUCUGCAUUACUGACAUAAAAAUAGGCUAAGUAACAAAUUGCAAAAUUCAAAAAAGUAUCUUAUGGUUUGGCAGGUGGUAACAAUUUGCACUUUCCCAUAUCAUUACUGUGUGUGUGUAUGAUCGUAUGGUUUAAAUGGUGACAUUGUUUGUCUUUCCUUGUGCAAAAAAAGUUUCAUUGCCCUUUUUAAUUAAAUGAACAUCAAAAUAUUGAACAAUAUUUUAGUUCCAGAUUGGCUUUUUUUUAAAUGUCAAAUUCACUGUACUGCAAUUUUUAUCAGUUGAUAAACCACUUUUUUAAAAAUCCAAAUGAGACAUUAUUGAUUUAAAUAUAAUUCUAAUGGUUUUUCAUGCAAGAUGUUAUGUUCUCUUUCUCAUGAACUCUUCUUUCAACGACCCUACAUUAACAGCACAACUCUGUUGCAAAACAAAAGCCUUGUUUGAUUUGGAAGUAGUUUAGACUACUUGAAUGACAGACAAACAUUGUAAUUUAUAAGUCCAUCUCUUGAGUGAAGUUGAAAUUGAAUGGUUCAUAAAUAAAUGUAUUGAACUUGGA
Oncorhynchus tshawytscha (Chinook salmon) is the source of this 8503-nucleotide messenger RNA. It is a transcript of the gene dip2ba, whose product is annotated as disco-interacting protein 2 homolog Ba. Bases 643 to 5460 code for a protein of 1605 amino acids. Lineage: Eukaryota; Metazoa; Chordata; Actinopteri; Salmoniformes; Salmonidae. The record is from RefSeq and is a predicted model, not a curated record. The transcript has 39 exons.